Molecule: messenger RNA, 279 nt
Organism: Staurois parvus
Lineage: Eukaryota; Metazoa; Chordata; Amphibia; Anura; Ranidae
Source: the annotation of a GenBank genome assembly
CAGGUGUUCCAAUCCCCUCCCAAUCAUGUGAUUCAGGUGUUCCAAUCCCCUCUAAAAUCAUGUGAUUCAGGUGUUCCAAUCCCCUCCCAAUCAUGUGAUUCAGGUGUUCCAAUCCCCUCCCAAUCAUGUGAUACAGGUGUUCCAAUCCCCUCCCAAUCAUGUGAUUCAGGUGUUCCAAUCCCCUCCCAAUCACAUGAUUCAGGUGUUCCAUUCCCCUCCAAUCAUGUGAAUUCAGGUGUUUCCAAUCCCCUCCAAUCAUUGUUAUUCAGGUGUUCCAAU